Molecule: messenger RNA, 20016 nt
Organism: Monodelphis domestica (gray short-tailed opossum)
Lineage: Eukaryota; Metazoa; Chordata; Mammalia; Didelphimorphia; Didelphidae
Gene: ZBTB37
Product: zinc finger and BTB domain containing 37
Biological process (GO): regulation of transcription by RNA polymerase II
Molecular function (GO): RNA polymerase II cis-regulatory region sequence-specific DNA binding; DNA-binding transcription factor activity, RNA polymerase II-specific; protein binding
Source: RefSeq, a predicted model, not a curated record
GCGGCCGGGGAAGCGGAGCAGAGGAGAGCCGAAGAGGGGGAGGGGGGAGGAGUGGAAUGGGGGAGGGGGCAUGUGAGGAGGAGGAGGAGGAGGAUGGGGGGCGGUGUAAGGGUGAGUGAUUUCCUUCCGGCACGUCGCCCGCUCGGGGGGAGGGGGCGGGGGGUUUCACUUCCGGGACGGUGUUCCGGCCCAUUCCGGCCCAUUUCCACCCCCGGAGCAGGGCUGAAAGCCUGUACCAUCAGUGAGCACACCAUGGAGAAAGGUGGAAACAUUCAGUUGGAGAUCCCUGACUUUAGCAACUCAGUCCUGAGCCACCUCAACCAGCUGCGCAUGCAGGGUCGUCUCUGUGAUAUUGUGGUCAAUGUGCAAGGACAGGCUUUUCGGGCUCAUAAAGUGGUGCUGGCUGCCAGCUCUCCCUAUUUCCGAGACCAUAUGUCCUUGAAUGAGAUGAGUACUGUAUCCAUAUCAGUCAUCAAGAAUCCUACUGUUUUUGAGCAGCUCCUUUCAUUUUGUUACACUGGGCGGAUAUGUCUACAACUGGCAGAUAUCAUCAGUUACCUAACAGCUGCCAGUUUCUUACAGAUGCAGCACAUCAUAGACAAAUGUACACAGAUUCUGGAGGGUAUACAUUUCAAGAUCAAUGUAGCGGAAGUUGAGGCAGAAUUAGGCCAGACAAGGACAAAGCACCAAGAGAGACCCCCAGAAUCUCACAGAGUUACUCCAAAUCUAAACCGCCCCCUCAGCCCACGUCACAACACACCAAAGGGGAGCCGAAGAGGCCAAGUUAGCACAGUGCUGGACAUCAGGGAGCUCAGUCCCCCUGAAGAGUCAACCAGCCCUCAGAUAAUCGAGCAGAGUUCUGAUGCGGAGAGCCGGGAACCCAUCCUUCGAAUUAACCGAGCAGGACAGUGGUAUGUGGAGACUGGGGUAGCUGACCGGGGGGGUCGGAGUGAUGAUGAGGUGAGAGUCCUUGGAGGAGUUCGAAUCAAAACAGAGAAUCUGGAGGAAUGGCUUGGAACUGAGAAUCAGCCCUCUGGAGAAGAUGGGAGUAGUGCUGAGGAGGUCGCCGCCAUGGUGAUCGAUACUACCGGCCAUGGGUCAGGAGGACAAGAGAAUUAUGCCUUGGCCUCUUCAGCACCCAAGGCCACUCGGCCAACCAGCAGUGAAAUGGACAGAUUUAGCCCUUCUGGCAGUGUUGUCACCCUGACUGAGCGACACCGAGCCCGAAGUGAGUCUCCUGGGAGAAUGGAUGAGCCUAAGCAACCCAACUCCCAGGUUGAAGAAUCAGCAAUGAUCGGAGUAAGUGGUUAUGUAGAAUAUCUUCGUGAACAGGAAGUGUCUGAGAGGUGGUUCCGAUAUAAUCCCCGGCUAACCUGCAUCUACUGCGCCAAGUCUUUCAACCAGAAGGGCAGCCUGGAUCGCCACAUGCGCCUACACAUGGGGAUCACUCCAUUUGUCUGCCGUAUGUGUGGCAAGAAGUAUACCCGCAAAGAUCAGCUGGAGUAUCACAUCCGCAAGCACACGGGCAACAAACCCUUCCACUGUCACGUUUGUGGCAAAAGCUUCCCCUUCCAGGCCAUCCUGAACCAGCACUUUCGCAAGAAUCACCCAGGCUGCAUGCCUCUGGAGGGGCCUCAUAGUAUUUCCCCUGAGACAACAGUCACAUCCCGGGGACAGGCUGAGGAAGAAUCACCUCCACAAGAAGAGACAGUUGCCCCUGGGGAGACUGCACAGGGAUCUGUAUCCACCACUGGGCCGGAUUGAAAGAUAGCAGGGGAGAGGGGGAGGGUCCCCUGCCCCCUUCUGGGCCGUCAGUAGCCAGCAUCUGAGCCAAGAGCUGGUUCUUGGAUUCACAAAAUGCCACAUCUCCAAACAGGAAGAAGCUCCCAAGAUGUUGCCAAACUAGAGGAUUAAUAAAGUACACAGAAACACUCAAGGCUCUCCCCCUCCCCUUCCCCCACUUCACACCUCAGAAAAUAAUUAAGCAAAACAGCUUUCUGAUUCAGGGAUCAACAGCUUUGGUUUGUUAAUUUUUUUAAGAAAACAUUUUUAAGAAAAUCCAGGAUAAACUGUACUUUAGUUACCAACCAUGGCUUCAAUUCUGUGAACUGGUCCAGGUGACUGACCUCGGUGGCUGUAAUGUCCCACCUAGCUCCGACAAGCACAGCAUUCAGGCCUCUGCCAUCCGGACCAGCUGCAGGGAAGGAGGAGGAGGUGGUAAGAGCAGGGCCUUGCUCCUCUGCCUCCUCUGCCAGUCUGUUCUGUUUCCACAGUUAAGGAGAAAGAACGGUUCUGGUGGUCCUUAUUCUCAUAUUUCUUUGCAACAAAAUGUGAUUGGGGCUUUCUGUUCGCCCCAUCCAGGCACCUGGCUUCCUGCCUGAUUGCUUCAUGUAUGCAGCAGCCUCUUAGGGCAGUAUGCUAGCGGGCGAUACAACCUUAAGCUCCAUAGGCUACCAAAAGUUAACUGCUUUGAGGUUUGUGUAAGGCAGUCCUACAUUCAGGGGAUUAGGUGUGUGGUGAGGGAGAUGGGGAGAAGAGGGAAACUUUUUGUGUCUGCAAAUGUGAACUAGCACAGGUGGGCAUUGCAACUUCUUGACUGGUGAGGGUAUAUGAUAGUGCUUUAUACAUCUCAAAGCAUUAAGCAGUGGCUCUGGUCCAGAUGGAUUAAUGAGCUAGAGGCUGACCACCAAAGUCUUGUCAAGACUCUCUGGCUCCUGGUCUUGCAUAACAGCAAUAUUGUACUCAAAAAUGUCACUUCCCAGUGAAAUGAUGCUGGGUUGUGUUUUUAAAUCCAUAUAUCUCCAUGUUUGAUAAGUUUGAUAAAUUUUAUAUAAAGUUAAAAAAAAUUGUGUUACAACAUUGUGGUUCAGGAAAUAUAAAGCUUGUAUUUCCUGAUCAUUUGAAGAACCUCACUAAUUCCUAUGUCACCAGUCUGCCAAUUGACACAAACCCUUCAGCAGAUUAGUGUUAGUUUGAGAGUAUUGCCUUUUAACUAGGACACCCCAGGGCAUUUAGCACAGAGCAUCAUCAUGAAUACAAAACGAAGCCCCUUUUGUUGCAGCAGGUGAACAAGGGGUUAUUUUUUUUUUAUCAUGUUCUCUUGUUCAUUCUCAAAAUUUAGCAAUAUUCUUCACUGGGCCUCCUUGGCAUUUUUAGGUAUUAAUGAGGUUCUCUCAAGUUGAAAAUCAUGGAGAGAGCUAACCAGACCUGCAUAUUCCCUUCCCUGGAGGGAAAGGGAAAAGAAUUUGGCUUGUGCCUAUUUUUUGAAUACUAAAGCAUGCAGGUAAGUCAUAAAUAACUGUUUUCAGACCCAAGUGCAAAUAGAAGCGAGAUAUAUUUGGCCUCCCUCAUUGUUGGAAAGAUUACUAGAUUUUGUUGAGUUUUGCUUUAAAGUAUUUUAAAUCAGCAAUGGUUUAAGAGAUUGCUUUGGUGCAGAAGCACAUGAGAGUGAAAAAAUAACUUAUUGGGUGUUAGCAUGCUGGUAAUGGUGAACUGCUUGUGAGCACACUGGUCAGGCCCUCCCCACUUCUGAGAACGUUUUGUGAUAUGUGGAAAGGUAGGCAGAGAACAAAGAUAUUUUUCAGAAAACAAGAAGUGGAAGUGCAAAGGGUGACUAUUAAAAAGUAAAUUAAGUGUGUUAUUUGUUCUUUAAAUUAUGAGUGCCCUACUGUAUUCCCUCCUCAAGGAGAGGCAAUUGCAUUUUUUGGAGGGGCCCAGGAAGGCAAAAUUUCUUCAAGUGGUAUAUAAUGUUAUCAUGUAAUGAGAGCCUGCCUGUAAAGGGGAGAACCUGCCUCAGAUUUCUCUCAAGCAAGUUCUUGCCUUUCAGGAGCAGUAGUUUGUUUUUAGAACCAUGGACUGUGACAUCCCACUGUUGAAUAGAGCAGCAGUAGAUAUGGUAAGAGCUGUUGUCAGUGUUCCAUAGUCAAGCCAAGAGAGAGUUCAAGUUAGACUGUGAAGCUAAGAGAAGUUUUUCACCAGUCACUUUGAGGCACAGAUUUUGCCAUUGUUGAGUGGAAGAGAAAUGGGAGAAAGUCCAGAAGAUGCUGCUUUUAGACAUAGCUUUGAAACCUACCAAAAAAGGAAAAAGAAAAUAUAAGUCUAUUCUGCUCAUAAGAGAAAGUAUGCCGGGAAAUGCUUUGUUGCUUUGUUAGUUACUUAGACAAUUUUAAAUGAGAAAGUAUAGCUUUUAUAACAUUACCAAACUGUAUGAUGAAGUUAAGUAACUGCCAUAAAAGAAAAAGUUCUUCCUCCCCGGUAUCGUUAAUUCCAUCCAAGUAUAGCAACAUAGGGCUACACUGAAGUAUGGACAAUAUUAUUCGUGUAGCAGGCCAUGAGUGUAUGGUGAAGUUUAGUCUCUGUUUUCCUUUAUUUAACUUUUCACAGGUUUUUACUGUGUUGAUACCGUGAAUAGAGGAAAAUCCCAGUUUAUCCAGGACUUAUCAACACAAUUCUGUGUACUGGUUCUUUCCUUUUAAUUGGCCUAGCCGGAACCAUUACACUCAUGAAAUCCUUGCUGAAGCAAAAUAAGGCUUGGAAGAGCAGGUCUUUUUUUUUUCACCUUUCCUUAAAAAAGAUUUACUUCUUAUAACUGCCCAAAAUUCUUAUUCAGGUCUCACUGUGACAUUGCUCUAGUUCACUGUAAGGUCACUAGAAUAGGGAUUAGUAAUAUUCUUUCUACAUUUGUUAAAUAUAUUUGUGUGUGUAUGUUGUAUGUAUGUAUGUGUAUGGAGAAUGCCUCUUAAAUAUGUCCAAAAUGGACUUUUUAUCUGACUCCUAAUUUGAACUGAACCACUGACAGCCAAAUUUGAACCUCUGGAUGUGUCCCCUGGGAAAAUGAAACUAGGUUGGCACUAAGGGCUAAACUUUUUUUAAUAUCAUUUAGCUGUUACUAGUGUAUCUGUCAGUUUUCUGUAAAAUGGUGGGCACUAGGUAUGAUCUCUUUUCGUGUUCAGUAAGUGGUACUUUGUAGCAAAGAAGUUGCCUCUUUUCUUAGCAAGAAAACAAAGAUGGCAAUUAUUAACUUUAUAUUCUGAAAUGCAACUUUCAUUCUACUGAACUCUUACCCAUCUCCUAAAUGAAAGUAUAAAUCUGCUAUCUACAUGUGCAGUUAUAAGUGGGCACAAAGACUAAUGCUUUUAUUCUCUCUCAACUCAUAAGACUCUUUCUAAUGUUUUGUUUUCUCUUUACUCAGAAUCAUAUUUACCUCUGACCUCAAUUGAAUUUAUCAUGUCUUGAGUUUCAUUUGGUGUACAUCAUAAACCUUCCAAGACCAACUCAUCAAAGGGGUGAGUUAUGUCUCUUAAAUCUUCUAGGACAAGUCAGUAGAACAAGAUUGGAGAGAAUAGGAGGUAGAGGAAGACUUUUUUCUUUCUUUUUAAUUUUUUUGAUUAUCAGUACCUUCCCUGCUUUUGUGAAAUGGUAUGAGCAGAAAAAAAAUAAGCAUUUUCUCUUUAUGGCAGUAGAUGAAAACUAAAAUAUCUUAGUUGAUAGUGCUCUGAUAGGAGAGAGAAUGAUGAAGUAAUAAAGUUCUGUAACUGCUGAAAGCGUCAGUCUCUGUGGCUGUAACAACUUUGGUUGGGCAAGAAUUUCCUGUUACUUUGUUAUCAUAGUAUAAAGGCUACAUUUUGAUUGGACAAAAAGUUUGAAGAUGUUAUUUAAGGAAAUUAAUGAGUGGGAAAAGGAAGCUUUAAAGAAAUCCAACAGAUUGUGAUGUGAAAGAAGAACCACAAAGCCUCUUAACAUGCAGUAGUCAUCACAUCACUUCCAGUAGAACCUAAUUACUAAUUCUUCCUUUCAGUGAAUUAAAACUAUUUACAGUUAUAAAAUGCAUUUAAUUUAUUUGUGCAUUGAAUUGUACAAACUCUAGCCUGUACCACUUCAAAGAUUGGAUGGAAGAGAGUGGAAAGUGCUGAAGGAUGUGUUUUCCUAGGGCAUUCUGGGUUGGGGAAAAUAAAUGUAUUUUCAUCAGUGAUUGAGUCAGGGAAGUGAUGAAGGCAAAAUCAUUAGCAAAGUACUUCCCCCUGGAGCUAUGGUUUAAUUUGAAAGAAUUCUCCCAAGAUUUACCAUUGCUGCUAUUUUAUUUCUAUAAAAUAUAGAUUGGGGAGUUUGAGCUACAAAGCAAUAAAUCACCAGUUACUUUAAGAGUUGUUUUGUCUCUCUUACAGACUCCUUUCUCUUAUUACCUCUUUUAUACAGCUCCCCCUAGAUAUUGAGGGCUUUGGGUUUGGGAAACCUUCAGAAUUGGACCUUAUAAUUUGCCUGCCUCUCUCUUGAAGUGAUAAGUAGAUUGAAAUUAUUAUAGUUUUUUAUUAGAAACAGGCACAAUAGCAUUGCUCUUUUAAAAUAAUUUCCACAUUAGGUAAAAGUAAGCUGUAAGACCUUUUAAAAAAUAAUCACAAAAACAGAAAUGUAUCUGCAUAUAUAUACAUAUAUAUGUACAUAUGCACACCUUAUUGUUUUUGUGAGUUUGUGUACCUGAAGUUCUUGUGAAUUUAUUGGAAACAGACAGUAGAAUCAAUCCUGCUGGAGAAAAUGUGUUUUGACUCUUAACAAAGUACUUUUUUUCAGAGGCCAUCAUCUUUUCUCUGGUAUUGGCAUUUUCCCCAAAUAAGCAUAGUCUGUUUCAUUUAAAAUAAUUAGAAGUUAAACCAGGUUUCUUCAUGAUUCUGUGUGUGGAAGAAUGUACAUGUGUGUUCUUAAAUACUUAUUGUUAUGGAUUGUUGAGUUUUAAGUUUCUCUUAGAAUCAUCCUCCUUCCAACUGUGAACAAGUUAACUGUCUUGUAAUUUAUUUCUUUCCUGUAUGUAUGUUUGUCCAUCAUGUUUGCAUUGUGAAUGGCAGUUCUCAGUGCUCCAGUAGCUUCUGUGCACUAGGAAUAGCUAUACUUGGACAUGGAGAGAUAUUGGAAAUAUUUAGAAGAUUAUGAAAAAUAGAAAUCCUUGGUGGGGAAAGCUUUAAUUAUCCAUCCUUCAGGUUUAUGUAGAGUCCUUGAAUUAAAGGAAUGUAUAUGGGCAGGAUUCUCUGAGCUAUAUUGAUAUACCUUUAUGUACUUGUUAUUCACUUUGUGAAUUCAUCAGGUUUAAAUCAAAAUAUAGCUGAGACCCUUAACUUUGUAUAAUGCCUAUCUGGAUAUACCAUUUUAUUCUCUAGUCGCCUUCUUCCAGGAUAAAGAUUUAUGGGCCUGGACUGUAAAUCCAGUGAAUGUUCUUUUUUAAUCCUCCCCUAUUUAGUAGGCAUUUGUCUACAAGAUUCAAAAAUAUUUGUUCAGACUAAGUCACUGUAGAAUCUAUUCUGGUCUUAGAGCAAUUGUACUUAUAAAUUGUACUUACAUAGUAAGUGAACUUAUAUAUAGUGUUGCAUUUCAGGGUUACCAAGAUUUUUAUCCUCUUGUUAAAAAUUAGGUUAGGUAAAACUAAUGAAUAACCAAAAUCUGUCCUUCUUUGAGAAGCUUAUUAUAUCAGUAUGGUAAUACACACACACACACACACACACACACACACACACAUACACACACACACACACAGAUGUUCUUCAAAAGAAAAUUAGUGUCAAGAAUGAUAACUUUCUUUAGUCACAAAUUUUCAACUUUUAAGAUUUAAAGACCCAAAUUUUAACAUCGGUUUAUAUAUUUAGUUUUCCAAAAUAAUUUUGUAUACUUAUUUCCUUACUUUCUCAAGUAGCAUUCCCUUUCCUUCCUUUUGCUUUCUCACUUUCCCCCCCUUAACUUUCUUUUAAAUAUGGUAGAUACUUUUCUUUUGACCUUUUAUAUAACUUUAGUGAGUGAUCUGAAUUACCAGUGGUUGGUUUGUCCCAGGCAGCCUCCCACUUUAGAGCAUCUAAUUGGAUUUUACUCCAGAGAGGUGGGAUUUACCCACAGGGAGAGGUGAGACUGAAUCUUGGGAAAUGUUAUUAAAGCAACAUAGGUAAAUUUAUUCCCGAAGUAGAAGAUACAUUUUUAAGUUAUUAUUAAUAACUAGCUGUUAAUUAAUAAUUAAUAACUAUGUCCUGUAAUCACCAAACUAGAAGAAUCCUGUUGGUAUUUUGGAAAGAUUACAGAACCUUCUUUACAUCUCUAGUUACACUGCCCCCCCUGCCAUCACAGAGGUGCCCUUUGAGACUAUAGCACUAAGCACUAAGGUCUCGAAAGGAGCCCUUGGAACCCAUCCACACUGAGUAUGAUCCAUGCCAAUGAUUUGAAGUGGUAGCACAGUUGGGUGCAUUAGCAAAGCAGGCUUAAGAAAGCAAGCCUCCUGGUAGCCCUAAAUGGGAAAGCCAUUCAUUACUAAAUUGGUUUUUCAUUAUCACUUUGAGGAAUUUAGGCAUACCUCAUAGCUCUGGUUCCCAGCAUUCCAAAACAUAUGUACAAAUAAUUUUUUGCAAAAAUUUGGAUACCAUCUGGGUUUGUGUGACUUUGAUUGGUGAGACGUGCUAUUGAAAUCCAGGGCAAUGAGCCUUUUUUGCCCAAGACUGAAAAUUGAACCAUUCUAUGACAGAAAUGGGAUUGAUUAUAGGCAGCAAGUUAAGGGGGUUGUAGCACAAAGCUGUUCAUCUUGAAAGAAGGCAAAGCCCAGAGCUGUUUCUGGUGUUAAGUUGAUGCAGUUCUAGCCCCACUAAGAGAGUCAUAGACUGAUAUAACCUUUGAAGAAGUUAGGUCACCUAAGCCCAUUGAUUCAAGUGAGAGUCAAAGGACAGGCACUUUUUGUAAAGAAUGUCUGGCUCCUUCUCAAUUUCCAAAACCAUUCUCUGAGACUUCUUUCUAGAAGGGUUUCCAUGCAGCUCCUAAAAUAGCCCACACAGGGAUCACAGGGUGAACUUAAUCAUAUACCCUCGAUUCAGAUAGCCGCUUUUCACAUCUCUCCAGGAUAUAUAUCAUGUCCCCCAUUCUCGUAACAAAUGCUAAUACUUCAUCAGAAAACUACACUGUGGUGGGAUGAGAUGGAAUCACUCAACAUCACAGUGGUCUAACUCAAUGGCAUUUCAAAUCUUGAGGCCUACAUUAAGACCUGAUUUAAGGGCAAGUGUAAAAGAUCAGGUUUUUUGAGUUCACCUCUUUCCCAUCUAAGAAACAAAAGUCCCCUUAAUCUAAUUGUGUCCUACAAGAGACUGGUGGCUCAAGCUGCUAAAGUUGUCACAUUGAGACUAAGGAACCUGGUCAUGGUAGAAGCUUUCUUAAGCUUUUGAUCCUUCUAUACCUUGGCCUCUGAAUCCAUUUCAGAGAGCCACAGUUGAUUGUUAAAUGAAAAGAAGGAAUGUCUAUUGCUGACACCAUCCUAUGUACAUGACAAUUUACAAUGGAUUCAUGAGGAAUUAAGUAGCAUCUUGGGAUUUGCAUAGAUGUCAGUAGUUGAAAACGGUGAUUACAGUUGGGAGCCUACUAAAGGGGAAUAUGUUCCAGAUUUUAUGUAAUCACGCAUCCUAAGGGAUUAGAUAGCAUUACAGAAAAAUAUGCUUCAUUACAAACCCUUUUGGAUUGACAAACGCAGUCUCACCCUACUAAACUUAAAUCUAUGCACUUUAAAUGAAAUAAAAGAAAAUUUUAUUCAGGUAGCUUUGGAGGUUUCCUUAAAGGAUACUGAGGCUCUACUUUCCUCUGAAUAGAGCAAAGAUUUUAAAUUCUAGACCCAUGGCUGAAGCAGAAUGACAUACUAGACAAGUUGUCAUUUGAAGACAACUCUUUUGAGUCCUCUAAGAAUGAGGAACCCACUACCUCCCAAAAUAGCCCAUUCCACCUUUGGAAAACUCUGAUCGUUAGGAAAUUCUUCCUUACAUCAAGCCAAAAUAUGCCUUUCUAUAACUUUUGCCCACUAGUCCUUGUUCUGCACUCAAGGGCCAAGCAGAAUAAGUUUCCCCUUUUCCACACAAUUGGCCCUUUAAAUACUUGAAAACAGCUAAUACAUUCACUGAGUCUUCUUUUUACAAUGGUAAACAUUCCCAGUUCCUUCAGUUGGCAUGAUUGUGACUCCCAUCACCAUCCUGUAUAACCCACUUUUGGAUGCCUACCAACUUGCCAGUGUUCUUCCUAAAAUUCAACACCCAGAAUUGAACAUAAUACUCUUUAUAUCCUGAUAGAGCAAAGUAUAAUAGAACUAUGUCCUCAUUUAUUGGGCACACUAUCCUUUUAUGAAUGCAGUGUAUUGUUUAUGGCUGCCAAGUCAUACUUGCUAAAGUACUUCAGUGAUUCAGGGUUUCAUUGGUAUUGGUAUUCACUCCCCCACUGCUCCCCAUACUUGCCUGAAUGUUUUGUUUUUUGCCCAUACCCCCCCCAUAAAUCUUCAACAAAGGCUAUACUUAAUGAUUUGGAAUCCCACUUUCUGACGCACUAUUUUGUGGGUUCCAGUACACCACCUUAUCUAGCCAUCCUUUAUGCUCCUCCUACAUAUGAUUGUAGAUUUAAAGGUGAAAGGGAACUUGAGACCAUGAAGUCCAACCCCCUCUUUUAAUAGAAGAGGAACCUAAGGCACAGAGAGUUUAAGUGAUUAUACUCAAUGUCUGAGGGAUUUGAACUCGGGUCUUUCUGGAUUCCAAGUCCAGGAUUCUGUCAACUAUUCUUCACUGCCUCAUGACCAGCCUUCCCCUCAGUCCUUUGCUAUGUAUCUUUAAAAAUGUAUUUAUGCCAUUUUUUGCAUAUAUUAGUUAGUAAUGUGCUGUUGCCUACUGAAGCUUCACACUGUUGACCUGUAUUGAGCUUUCAGUGCCCCCAAAUUCUUAAGAUCUUUCUUAUGAGAGCUGUUGUCUGAUUGUAUCUGCUUAAGCAGUUGCAUUUUUGAACCCAAGAUUCUCCUUACAGAUUUAUAUGUAUAUAUAUAUAUAUAUAUACAUCUUUUUAAAAUUUCCUCCUAUAGUGACCAUUAAAGAGUACUUGGCCCAUCCUUAACAUCAAGACUUCUGAUUUAAGAAGUAAAUAAAAGCCUAAUCAGCUGUUCUCAUCCCCUACUUAAUCUUUCCUUCAUGCCACCUGCCAGGAUGUAUAGGAGCUGGAAUAUAUGGUCAUGAUAUUAUUGAGUAAAGAAAUGACUGGAGAAAUCUUUGGAUUGGUGAAACAGUUUUUCUCUGAGGAGAAACUAGUUGUUCUCAAUAUCAUCAAGUUGUUGCCACAGAUUUGUCACCCAUUUUCUAGGUAUUACUGUGAAUGAAUGAUGUGCUCCAAAGUCAGGCCUAGAAAAAGUAGCAUGUGGGGUCUUUUGAAUUGUAAUAUCAUGGCUCUCUUGUUCCAUUACUAAAUGUUGAAAAACCUGUUAGAUAUUGGUACAUAUCAUACAGUAGCAUCAGUUGAUAAUUAUUUUAGAUCAGGGUAGAAGCUGAAAACAAAAAUGGGACCGAUUUCAGAAGCCAAUCGUACUAGACCUUAGACUGAUUUACAUUAGGAUUAUGGUUUCAGUGUGUGAUUUGUUCCUUUUGAGAUGUAUUCCAAAUUGAGAACAUUCCCCAAUAUAUCACAUGUUGCUUUUGCUAUUCAAGAUGAGCCAGAGUUACUACAAAGGGAUGAAACAUGCUGUAUGUCAGCAUACACUAAUUUGAGACUUCACCUACAUUUAUAAUCUUCAGGCAGGUGGAAGUAAAUACUAUGGCUUAUAAUGUUCAUGUGGCUACUCUCUCUGAGUUUAAAGUUCCUUAACAGAAACAUGUUUUAUGAUAACUUCCUUUGGAAUGUGAGCUCCAUUUUACCUCUUUCUAAUUUUGAAUCUUUUUCUUUCUCUAAAUAUUUAUGCUAAAAGAGCAGGUUCCUCUGAAUCUCAUAUUUUUCACAUAGAAUCUACAGCACAAUUUUUUCAUGAAUUUUAAUCCUUAAACAUUAGCAUGAUACCAAUCUAAUUUUGGACAAAAAUAGAUCAUUGAAAUUUAGGAUUCUUGACUAGAUCUAUCAGAUUUUAAACAUAGUUCCAUGGCACCAGAUGGUAAUAGUCAGACAAUCACUAAUAGGAAAAGUACAUUUUAAAGAAAAUAGGGGCAAAGUUGGAAUUCUGGUCUAGCAAUUUGUUCACCCCAAUUUAAUCUUUCUCAUUAAAGAAGGAUUUCGAGACAGUCAUUUCUUGUGCCUUAUAACUCAUUUCUCCAGUAAUUUCAGUUUGAGAAAGAACUGCUUCUUGUCAAGUCCUGGGUGAUUGUAUACAAAGGAAAGGAAAAGAGGGUUCUUGAAAAUCCAAGGCCUUUGUUCCAGUCCUGAUUCACCAACACUUUAGUGAUGGAGAAAAGUAGAUUCUGAGUUCAUGAUGUGAGAAGCUAGGUGAAAGAUAUGUGAAGUAGUUUAAGCUUUACAUCUAACUGGAUUUUUAAAGAAGGGGAAAUGCUACACCUUUGUCUAUUCUAAUAUGAACCAUUUGCCUGCUCUUGGUGAGGAGAAAAUCCAUCAAGAUCACCUAGAGAAAUAAUUCUUAUUCCAAGAUGUGUUUCUUUUGCCUAAUCUUCUUUCCUCUAGAUGGAGCCAUUGUGUGGUUUCACUCAAUAAAAGUUCCCAUUUUAAAUAACAAUAACUUUUGAAGUUUGGUACUGUGAAUGAGAAAAUAGAAUAAAAGGAAAGGGAAUCUGAAAAGAUCCCCACAUCUUUAUUCUUGCUCACCUAGCUCUUCUUAGGAGCAAAAGUCUGAAUAUUUUAAGUCAAUUAAAAAUAGAUUCAGUGAGGUUAGGCUUUCUGCUUUCAACCUGGAGAACAUUUUUCUAAUGUAAGUUCACUAACCAGGUAUUUUAAUACACAUAACAAUUAUAAGGCAGAAAAUAGUGGCCAAAAAGAGCCACUGUAAAAACAAAGCUACAGGGUAGGAGAAUUAUUUUAAAUAAGUGUCCCCUAGAAGCCAGUUUUGCCAAGUUGGGGAAAUCACCAAGAAAUGUGACUGAUAUCUGCCUAUAGAAUAGACAAGGCAGUCACAUAGGAAAAAAAAGCUAGAAUUUAUAUGGCAUUCCUAAUUUUUAUUUUUACAAAAAUAGUUUUAAGUCAUAUAACUUGUAUUAAAAUAUUGAGCCUUUUUUCAAACUGGCCAAACUUAAAUAACACUAAUAUGAAUCAGUAUAAUUCAACUAUAUAUGCACAUUCACUUGAACCCAGAUUGAUAUAUUAAAAAGAUAGCUCCUGCAGAAGAUUUCAUAGGAAGUUAGGUUAUUUUCUUAAUACCUAUCUUUUUUCAUAAGUAUAUGUUUAUAAAUAUAUUUACUCAUCUACUGUGACCUUGGUAACAAUAAUUUCAAUGAGUUAUAUCAAAGAUUCUAAAAUUCUAAUUCUGGACAAAGAGAGCUUUUUAUUGCUUUGGUUGUAUUUUGGCCAAGAAAAUGUUUCUUUGCACUUUCUAUUUAUAAAGAAGCUAUAGAGCACAGUGUAGCCACUUCAUAUAGCUGUUCCCUUGAUAUGACAUAUAAGUAUUAAAGUAAGGUGCGUGUUUAAAAAUUAGAGGAAGAGAGAAAGGGACUUCAAUAUGAUCCUGGCCUGAGUCUACCUGGGAGGGGGUUGGAAGUGAUCCAAAGCUCUAGGGUUGAGUGAAAUAGGGCUGUGAGGUAGCCAGCCACUCAAUAGGAUGUAGAUGUAGGUGCGGGUGUUUUUGUAUGAGAGGUGUUCGAUUGAAACAGAGAAGUACCUGCAGACUCUUCUACCUCCCGUUCCGAAAUAAGCAUGUCCCAGGUGCCUGGUUGCCACCAGGUGGAGGCUUGGAUGUGUUAGCCACAGCCAGCCUCAUCCUCUCUUCUGCUUUAGCCCUGCUACCUCCAAGCACCAACCGAAGGGAAUGUGAAGCAUCCAGGAGCAAAGAAGAACCAGACCCACAUUGGACAGGCUGAAAUGUCUGAUAUUUCCUUAUGUGUUAAGGUUUUUCUUAUUACUUUUUUGAACCAAUCCAUUUCAAAGCACUUGAGAACCCAGCUGAGUAUUUUGUCUGUAGGCUUUCAUUGGCAAGUAUGGCCAGUGGAAUCACUUUUUCAAAGAGUCAUAGAAUAAGAUGAUCCCAAAAGUCUGUUCCGAUCCAAAAUUGCUGUUUUAGGUCUGCUUCUAAAGUGUUAGGAAGGCUACUCGCCCUUUGAGUGAUGAUGCUAUUGGUGUGUCUGCCUCUUUCUAUACGGGGAGUUAGAGACUAAAUGUGGAUGCUUCUAUAUAAACUCAUUUCAAGGCCUUCCUUUUCAGAUCAUCCAUUUUGUUUUUAUUAUGCAUUAAGUCAUUUAAGACAGCUUUUAGCCCACAGCCCAUAAAUGUCUGAAUAAGAGGGCUAAGACUGAGAGGUCAUUUUCAGUAAGGGCAUGUGUUUCUCAGAAUCACAUUCAUGGCUUCCCAUCCUAUUACUGCUGUGAGAGUCUGUGUAUCUCUUGGGGAAUAUUUGUGAUUAUCACAGUGAGUUGGCAAAUUGGGACCAGAACCCAGAUUUCCAGCCUCUGUUCAAUGUUUUUUCCACUAUUAUGACAUUACCUGUUCCAUCCCCAGACAGACAGCAAUACUGUUAUGCAAAGAUAAGUCCUUGCAUGGCACAGAGGUUGCCCUCAGUAUCUCCCUAGGGCACAGCCGUACUCAAACCAGCUCACACCCUGGUGUCUUUUUUGGGGUUUGUUCAUACAUCCGAGCUGUUAACCUGGCAAAGUGAGAUUGUUGGGAGUUUAGUGAUGACACAUGAGUCUGAAGACCCCAUUUUCAUGGGCACUGACCUCUUUGAAAUUAUGCUUGAGAGUGUUUGACCAUUGCCAGGGAAAGAGAUUCUUCCCCACUGUUGCCAGGAAAAGACUGCCUGUCAGCACAGAACCCUCAAAUUCUACUGGUCAGGGGCUCCUUUACCUCAAGGUUAAUGUGACAUCUAGAAUUCUAGUGUUAACUAAGAAAAGAAUAUAUAACUAUUAUAAAUUAAUGGCCUAGGUUAGUUAAGAUAAAUCUAAAUAUGGCAAUAAAAUACAAAUUUUCCCAAGUUAGGUUCCUGUCUCUAUUUAGUGCUUUUAGUUUAUAUAUUACAAAAUUGUCUCAUUGGCCAUUAAUAACUAAAACAAUCUUCAAACAGAAAUCUUUUAGCACAAAUUUAUCCAAGAUUUGUUUCCAAUCUUACAUUUUUUUUUAAUCUUCAAAAUACCAAAAUCCACAUAAUGUUGUUGUUUUUUUUUUAAUCUUGGGUGAAUAAGCAAAUAAAAAAAAUUAUGUAGUCUUUGAAUCUGGUUGUUGGGGUGUUGGGCAGAUUUCCUUCUUUGAAGGAACCUUAACCUUAAGUAGAGCAAGGCCAUCACUCGGCCUUCAGAAUACUUAUUAGAGUGGAUACAGUCAACACUUAUCUAUUUGUAAUGCUUUCUACCUUUUAAUACUAAAGCUAUGGCCAGCUUUCUACUAUGAAGGCACUACAGACAGUGACCAGACAGUGACGGGCUAAAAGCGGGGAAGGGGACGAAUCAGUUUCAAAGAUGGGGUCUGUUCUAUGUGGUAGUUGGCAAGUGAAAACAGAUGGCCUUUCUGAUGGCUUUAGAUAGUGAUGAGGACAUUAUUGGGCAUAUGAUAAUAAAAACGGGCUUCUGCCUGAAUACAGUAUAAAUGUUUUAGGAAGGCAAGGGUAAGUGAAAUCACGGGAAUUCAUUCACCAUGACUGCUUGUUAUCUUUUUCUUUCUUCAGAGCAAUUUUCAGACUCUAAGCCAUGGUAAUACCCUAGACUCAGGAAUAAACUCCUGCUUAGGAAAACCCUUUCAUUGAACAGAGAAGAAUUCUCUUUUGUUCUGAUCCUGCCCACACAUAUGAGGCUGGGUUUUGUGUAAGCCAAUAAUUUUAUUUUGCUUUCUACAUAUAAAGCCAAAGUGAGCAAUGCCCAAGUAAUUCUAGUAAAGCAUAUUAAACCCAUGGAGCUGGAGGAAGAAUACAAUCACCCUACCUCUCUUCUAUAUCUCUCUUUCAUUGUCUUGGAUUAACACUGGUUUCUUGAGGUUUUUAUUAUUAUGGAGUAAUCUAGAUCAUUUUUUCUUGGUUAGUGAUAAGUAGUCUUCUCUCAUUUGCUUUUCUUUCUUUCCUUCCUACCUUCCUUCUUUCUUUCAACUUGACUGAUCUAAGGCUAGCUUGAUGUAUGGUCAUUGAUUGUGAAGGUGAAGAUUACAUGAUGCAGAGACAUUGAUUGGCAGAUGAUGAAAUGGGACAGUCUGUGGAUAAAUGUAUCAAAGUAAUUCUGGAAAGAGAUGGAAUCAUUCUCUGUGUCCAUUUUUGUAUGUCUGUGCCUUUUUUUGUUUCCCAUUUUUCUGUCUUUUCCAAAAGAUGUAUAAAAUUUGUCUCCUCUAAUAAUUUUCAGCUCCCAGGUUCCAGUCUUCUGUAGUGUAGACUACAUCUCUUCCUGCUCUUGUAAUAAAAACCAAGGUACCCAGGUAGUUGUUGUGUGUGCAGCUGGGCAGAUAGCCAGCCAGUGCUGACAGCAACUAUUAGCAAACAGAAAAGGCACAAAUAGAUAGAUCAGCCAUUUCUGUUUUCUUUCCUCUUUGGUGUAUUUGUGCUGUAAGUGAAGAAUGAUGGCUAGGGAAAGAGAUUGCCUGCUAAAUCAUCAAACAGAGAGACUGACACAUAAAUUAAACAGUGAAAGCCAAGCAUAAUGGGAGGGUAGGCCCAGGGAACCUUCACUAUUUGUCUCUUAGCUUGACUCCAGAGUGAGAUUGCAGGCAAAAUAAGGCUUUCUUCGUUAUUGAAUGAGAUGCAGUGGUGAAGGCCUGAGUGUUUUCAGUAUUCAACAAGUAAAAUGAAAUAGGCACCUUUCAGUAUCUCUCUUUUAGAAUAGAAAAGAUCUAAACCAUUGGUUCCUAAGAAAUGAAGGAAUUACGUCUUUAAUUACCUGGAAACCUUGUUCCUGUUUUGUUCAUCAUUAUCCUUGAUUCUCAGUAUUUUAUGAAACAUAGAGGAAAAAGGUUGAUACUUCCUGCCUCCUGCCUCUCUCCAAAUAUAGAGAAACCAAGAAUGAGGUAUUUAAUCAACCAAAAAAAGAAGAAACUACCCAUGAACCAUGGAUCUAAAAUAAUAGCCCUCAUAACUCAUCCCUCUUUCCAAUUCUUAAUUCCAGUGUGAGUGUUCAUGGGCACCAGUCUCUUGCCUCAGAGAACAAAUUUAACUCCCUGCAUUUGCCACAACUAGUAACUUGAAUUUUAAUGGGUAGAGAGUAGAAAACAGUGGGAACUGGUUAUGGUGGAUGGGGAAAGAGUUUGAUGUAGAAGCACCAAGUUAGAGCCUUUUGAUCACAUAGCACUUCCUGCCUAUUUGCUGAUUUGAUAAAGGCCUGCAGUCUUGAGAUACCAUUUAUAGAAAAGGCCUCCUUCCUCUCAGGGUGAUGGGCCCAAGCUUUCUGUCACCGGGUCAUGUUUGACAUUUACUACUGCCAUUGGAACUUAAUGUUUGUCACUGCAAAACCAAGACAAGAGCCAUGGGUUGGGUUAAAAGGGACCUUAGAAGCCAUCUGACCCCUUCAUUUGACAGAGGAAGAAACUGAGGCCCAGAGAGGCUAAGCAGUUUCUGUAGCGUCCCCUUUAUCAGCAGUGACUGAGUCAGAGAUCAAGCCGAUGUUCUUAGAUGCCUCCUCUCUUUGGCAGGGUUUUUGCCCCUGUUGCAAGAUCUAUGGAUUACUGUGAAGCUUUACUCCAUUUUUAUGCUACUCUUAAGCUGCACUGGAUUAACGUCUUUUAUUUUGGGAGACAGGAGUGUAUAGGAAGGAAAAAAGGAUCAUUUCUACCUUGAAGUGAAAGCAAAAAAUGAGGCGAAUUCCAUACUGGCAAAGUAACUGUAAACCUUGGAGAUUUCCCUGGUCCCCUGGCUUUGUGUGCUGUUGCUUCUUGACCCUCUAGAAAAUCUUUCUUAAGUCAGCUAACAAAACAAUUUUAGAGAUUCCAUUUUGUGGGGAAAAGAUUAAUAGAGACACUAGAACUGAGGGGGAGGUUCUUUUUUACCUUAAUCCAUUGACUUUGCAGCUGGCUAAGAGUUUUUUUCAGGGUGCUAUUAGCCAGUCCUUUUCAUUCUAUUACUACCAUCUGAGCCUCUAAAUAUGACAGCAGCAAUUGUGAAAUAUGGGGGAGGUUGGGUCUGGGAUAGUUCUAGCCUUCAGAGAACAUCAGGAAAGUUUUUCUCCUUCUUUACUAAUACACAAAAUUAGUACUUUAAAAUUUUAACUGAAGUCAGUGAAGGAGAGGAGUUGAUGAGAAUAGCCCUUAGACUUAUCUCCUCAUAGUUUUAGUGGGGAGUCUGCCUAUGCUGGUGGGAAGGCUUUGAGGGUAGAAUGAGGGAAGAAUUAAUGUAGCAAAUACUUAGUUUCUUUCAGAUGAUUACAGUUUGAAAGAAGUCUAUCCAAACUGUUCUCUAUGGUGCUUUUUCUUACAUGAUGGGAGUUGUCCCAUCUCUCCCUCAUCUUACCUGGGCACUGUGCCUUCCCACUGGCCUCUAUGAAAAGCAAAUCAUAGUAAACUCAGAUGCCAGACUUCCAAGACACGUUUCCCUUCUUCACCUCAGGGCUAUCAUUUCUGUACAAAGCUGGGGAUGUAGCAUUUUCCUUCCAUUUGGAAAAUAUUUUUGGUUUUCCUAAGAAGUGGAAUAUCAAAUUGAAAAUGACCAGAAGAUUCUAUUCUGGUAAUAGUAGUUAAAGGAAUUGGGGAAAAGAAAUCCCCUUCCUCCAGUCUUACAAUGAUACUGCCCCAACCUCUCCUGGUGAGUUUGUAGGUUACCAUGACAUUCCUAAGCAACACAUAAGCUUGGCUAAUGUUACAAGUGGUUUUUCCUCAUGAAUUAACCAAGAAGGAUUCACAUUGAAACAGACAAUCAGUUUCUAAAAUAUCUCCUAAAAUGGAGAACAUGGUAGACUAUAUUUAUCAAUUAGAAUGCUUACAGGUCUCUUUUUCCCUUUUGAAAAGUUAACAUUUGAGGUUAAGUCCUUCUCCUGGAGCAAUUACUCCAUUUAAAAAAGAUGCAUCAGGAAAACAAAUGGCCCAGUCCUGCUUUUCCUCUUCUCUAUCACUGCUGAGACUGAGGGGCUGGGCUUCUGCAUCUUAGGUUGAAAAGUAGUUGCUUAAAAAGUAUGUUUUAUCCUAACCUUAAACAUAUCUACCUAUGGAUAUGAAUACUGUAGGGUUAUUUUUCCCCCACCUUUUAACCAUUGUCACUUAAAUGUAAACCACCCCUCCCUUACUGAAAAAAAUGCACUUUAAAUCUUAAUAUGUGUGGCUGUUGCUGGCUUUGCAGCCAGAUCACUUUUGGUAGGAGUUGAGGAGGGAGAGCUGUUGCCAGACUUUUUGCUGCUGCCAUCACCUGGCACAUGAGUGCAGCUCUGCCUCCUGCCUCAGCAACCCCUCCCCACAAAAAGUAGACCAGAUGGGAUUUUGGAAUGCACGAAUUCAGAGAUGUCCGUUUUUAAGUGAGCCCCAACCCCAACCCCCCCAAAGAAAGGAAAAAAGCAAUCCAAAUGGGAAGAGGUCUCAAAAUGUUAGCUCCCCCCUCUAUUCAAAAGUCUAGGGUAAAUUCCCAGCCUUGGGGAUUCUUUUCACAGUUAGGAAAGUUUCCAACUGUAUUAACUUCUACUUAACGUUUGUGGGGGGUGGUCGUUGAGGUCCUUUCUUUUGAAGAGUGAGCGUUCCCCCUGAAGAACCAAGUGGUCAAGGUGGGGUCCUGCUCUGUUACUUCUAGAUCUCGGAGUUAUUCCUUUAGAUUAUUUUACAAGUUUUCGCAACAUUCUCUUCCCUUAGACUCUUCUCUUCCCCGAUCACAGGAAAAUAGUUCUUGGAGGGGCUGCAUGUCUCCUGGAGGUAGCCCCGGGAGCAGUGUUGUGGGGGGAGGGCACAAGGGUGGGCAGAAGACUGGGUUUGGGGCAAGGGGAAACAAAGAAAAGGUGAAGAUACAGAACUAUAUUAACGUAUUUAAAGCAGUUUAGCAAAAGCUUUCUCGUUGAACAGCUUUAAGAACAAUGUGAAUGAAAACUUAGCAACUCGGUUAGGAAUCUUUGAAAAUUCUAUAAAUGUAUACUUGAAAUUCUGUUUGUAUAAAGAAAAUGCAUUUUCCUCUUUAUUUUAACACUGUGUAAAAGAACAUUAUGCAUGUGAGUGGUUUGAGAAUUAAAUGGUUUAAUACUCUUA